Molecule: messenger RNA, 5102 nt
Organism: Penaeus chinensis
Lineage: Eukaryota; Metazoa; Arthropoda; Malacostraca; Decapoda; Penaeidae
Gene: Pgant9
Product: putative polypeptide N-acetylgalactosaminyltransferase 9
Cellular component (GO): Golgi apparatus
Source: RefSeq, a predicted model, not a curated record
GUGGCUGGGAGACCGCACAGUGCCGGGUGUACAGUGGCGCUGACUCGCUACACUGACCGAGUGCUGAGGCAGCAGUUUUGUUUUUUUGCUUUAGUUCUUUUGUUUCCUCCGUCGGUAGAGAGGCUGUCGCGUCGGGAGAAGAGUAAGUUGUGGCAGUGAUGUGUCGCAGGUGACGCCUGAGAGCCGAGAGAGGGACGACCAGCAGCGCUGUCUGUCGGCUUAGGGGAACGACCUCCGCUCUGCCCGGACGGAACGACUCCACGACCUCCCCAAGUGUCCGGAAGGAGGUCCCCGCGAGAGUGAGCGGCGCGACGCGGCCGUAGCGGACCUCCGCCUUCCCCUUCCUCCUCCUCUUCCUCUUCCAUAUCCUCCGCCUCCUCCUGCAGCAGGAUGGUGUUCAUCAAGACGAUGCUGGUGCGGCGGCGCGGCGUGCUGCUCAAGCUGGUGGUGGCGCUGCCGGCCCUGUGGCUGCUGGUGAGCCUGGCCACGCUCUCCGAGAAGGCGGACAAGGGCGACGCCAUGGACCUCCCGCCCGCCGUGCACGUGCGCCACGAACAGAACAAGAUCAUCCGCAACGACCCCGUCAAGGAGCCGCCUCCGCCGCCGCCGCCCGUGCACCCGCGGGCGCCCGCCGUCGUCGAGAAGCAGCCGCCGCCGCCGGAGGUCAAGACGCACACCAAGACGGAGGAGCCGCAUGAGGUGCACCCCCAGCAAGGCGUCCUCCUGCCUCCCCAGGAGCCCAACGGCCCCGGAGAAAUGGGCAAGCCCGUGGUGCUCCCGAAGGACCUCGAUCCUGAGACCAAAAAGAAGGUGGACGAAGGAUGGAAAAACAACGCCUUCAACCAGUACGUCUCGGACAUGAUCUCCGUCCACCGAUCCUUGCCCGACCCGCGCGACGAAUGCCCACCUCAUGAAGCAGCUGGAGGACUACAUGGCGCAGUACCCGAAGGUGCGCAUCAUCCGGGCUCCGAAGCGCGAGGGCCUCAUCCGGGCGAGGCUGAUGGGGGCCGCCCACGCCACGGCGCCCGUCCUCACCUUCCUCGACUCCCACUGCGAGUGCACCACAGGUUGGCUGGAGCCUCUGCUGGACCGCAUUGCACGCAACCGCCAGUCUGCAGUAUGCCCCUCUAUUGACUCUAUCACGGACGACUCCUUUGAGUAUGUGUUGGCCAUCAGGGAGGGGGUACCCCCAGUUGGGGGGUUUGAUUGGUUCCUGAAGUUCAACUGGCACGCCAUCCCGCAGCGGGAGCGCGCCCGCCACCAGCACCCCGCCGAGCCCGUGCAGUCGCCCACCAUGGCGGGCGGCCUCUUCGCCAUCGACAAGGCCUUCUUCGAGCGCCUCGGCACCUACGACUCCGGCUUCGACAUCUGGGGCGGCGAGAACCUCGAGCUCUCCUUCAAGACGUGGAUGUGCGGCGGCACCCUGGAGAUCGUGCCCUGCUCCCACGUGGGCCACAUCUUCCGCAAGCGAUCCCCCUACAAGUGGCGCUCGGGCGUCAACGUGCUCAAGAGGAACUCCAUCCGCCUGGCCGAGGUCUGGCUCGACGAGUACAAGAAGUACUAUUACGAGAGGAUUGGCUACGACCUGGGCGACUUUGGCGACGUGAGCGAGCGGAAGAAGCUGCGCGAUGACCUCGGCUGCAAGUCGUUUAAGUGGUACUUGGAGAACGUGUACCCAGAGCUGUUCGUGCCCGGAGACGCCGUGGCUUCGGGAGAGAUCCACAACUUGGGCACCGGACAGUGUGUGGACUCCGCUGCCAAGCCUGAUGAUAACCACAAACCGGUCGGUCUCUGGCCAUGCCAUGGUCAGGGCGGAAAUCAGUAUUGGAUGUUGAGCAAGGAAGGAGAGAUCAGGCGUGAUGAAGCGUGCAUGGAUUACGCUGGUGCUGACGUGAUCCUUUACCCGUGCCAUGGAUCAAAGGGAAACCAAUACUGGGAGUACAACCCAGAGUCGAGUCGCAUCAUGCAUGGCAGCAGCAAGAAGUGUCUUGCAAUUUCUCAAGACCGGAAGAAACUUGCAAUGGAAGACUGCAAUUUAGAAGAAUCAAGACAAAAGUGGAAGUUUGAAAAUUAUGAUCCCAGCAAAAAACUAUGAAAACAGAUCAAAUAUUAAAUAAAUAUUUGUUUUGUUUAUAUAUUUUUUCAAGUGCCUGUGUAUUGAUUUUCAGUAAUAUGCUGAAGAAUGGGAAAGAGUUUCAAGUUGAAUUAUUUAACAGUGAAUUUAGGUAAAAAAAUUUGGAUGAGCCAAACUUCAAAUUCUUUCUCUGCAAUUGGUCAUCUUUAUCAUACCUUCUUGAUUUCGCUAAGAAAUUUUUAUGGUGGUUAAAUCACCUGCGGAAAUAUGCAGACCACUUGGUUCCCCAUCCGCACGAAGCUGUAGGAAAGUUCACUGUGAACCAAGGUUUCAGAAUCAGUGAUUGCUGUGCAUGUCUUCUGCCACACUGUUGCUCUAGCUCAUAAAGGUUGUGAUCUAGAGGAUCUUCCUUUAGCUUUUUAUUCUACAGCUGGUCACUGAGACUCAAAUAGAAAAAGAAAAAAAAAAAAGGAUAAUUUCAUGUUGAAAGAAACAGGGUUUUUUUCUGAUAACAUCCCAUGUUUCUGGUGAGAUUAUUUUUCUACUAAUUGCACUUCUGAUGUUCAUUUGAAAGCAAAGGCAGUUCAUAACAAAAUGCUGAGUGUUUUGUACUGUUUUAGUCAGAAAGACUUUCUUGUGAUUAGUGUAUUCAUGAAAACCAUCAAAUGUCGUAAGAGGUUUAGCUAAGUGUGACACAACAAAACAAAUCAAGAGGUAACUUGUAAAGGGAAGUUUGAGUACUAGCUCAGAAGUGGCCAGAAAUAGAUAUUGAAAACUAGUUAAAGUUAAAAUCCAUAAGAAAUUGAAUCAUUGGUUUUGGUUUGUGAGAUAUUAAUAUGGUAAAUAAUCAUGUGGGGAUGUUCUAAAAAUAGUUGCAGCUGGAUUUAGUAUCAAUGAUACAGCUGAUGGAGAAGUGUGAAAUUGUUUUGAGACUGUUGGACCAGUGUACCAGUGAUGUGGGAGGUGGACAUGAACAAGUGUGCCUCUGUUGACUGUGCCAGAAAUAAGAAUUGCAGUUUGUGAUUAGAAGAAGUUGGUAACAUGCUUCUUAUUAGUGGCAGGAUUCAGAGUACUGGAUAUCCAGUAUGAAAUUUGAUGAUUGAAAAUGAUUCACAAUUGCAUAUUAUGUUCUGAAAUAGCAAAAACGUAGGACCAAUCUGUAAUAUUAUAUAGUGUGUGAAGAGUGACUCUGUGUGUUUACCAGUCUAAGAUACUUCAGAUUAUCUUAUCCAGAAUAGUGUAUUACCUCAUGUUAAUUUUGUUUUUCCUUGACUUCAGUACUGCUUACUGCAGUUUGAGUACCUUCUCCAUAUUGGUGCUUGGGAUAUACUCUUUGAUUUUUAGGGUAAAAAAAAUGUUUUGGGAAUAUGAUAAAUGGGUUUAAAAGUUCCCAACAUGUAGUGUUUUGGGAAGAAACACUAAUUCUUGACUCUAUGCCCACAAUGUGGGAGAAGGAGAAAGACAAGAGACAGAUCAGGAAGGUGGUUGUCAAUUAUGUUGUGAUGUAAAUAUCCAGAUCCUGAUCCAGGCAUCUGCCAGGGAGGAAACAGUAACAAGACACAGAUAAUUCUAGAGAGAUUUGUCUAUGUAUACAGUCAAAUCUAUGUCCAUUAGCAGAAAAUUAGUAAAACUCAUUUCAAGUUUCCCCCUCCCCCUUUUUCUUUCUGUUCAUGUGUUUCACUUUUUAUGUAUAUUCACCAACACUGAUUUUCAUUAUUAUUACAUUCUAUAAUGUCUUCCUGAUCUGCAAUGUUAAGUCUUAUUAGACAGUUAACUCUUAUAUGUAAUUGUUAUUGCUUUCUGUGAUUUCUCUGUCCCAAUUCCCUUUUGUAUCAUCAGUGUGUGCAAUAAGCAAGACAUAUCCUCUUCAUAGGUUAAAAUUCAUCAUCAGUUUUUCCGUUUCCAUUUUCGUUAAACUGCCAACACUUGAAGAAAGUCAGGAAUGCUGUACUUUUGAAGAUAUCCACACAAUGGGGACAGCUUUAAGAUUCAUGAAAGUUAUAAGACUGUAUUUUUUGUUGAUUUUUGUUUGUUUUUGGCAUAUUUAAUCAGUUGUAGUUAUGGUUUGUUAUUAGGAUCCCUGUAACAAGAAUUUGAAAUGGAUAUUUUGUCUAGAUUUAUCUAGAUGUAUAGAGAGAACAUAAUGUACAAAAUUGAUUAAUGUUAACAGUUAAGUUUCAUAGUGGUAGUUCAUUAAGAAGCUGCUUAAUGUUUCUCAAUAUGAUUGAUAAGAUUUUAAUUUUUUUGUAACUUUAUUAGAAUUCUGAUAAAGUUUUACCCAGUGACAGUUACAGUUUAAUCAAUUAUACUUGCAAAUUGCGUAGAAGAAAUAUCAGAGCUAUUGUAAUAAGGCAAAGGCAAAAAAAAAAAAAAAAAAAGUCUGAAUGCUAUUGAUAAAGAAUUAUUCCCACUAAGAGCUUUGUCCCCUGAUUUGCCCCAUGUGUAAUUUGUGAUGUACUUGGUAGAGUUAAGGUGUUUAUGUUAAAACUCCAUAUUUGGCUCCUCUAGCAUUCCACUUAACAUUCCUUGAUAUAUAUUUUUUUUUUACACAUUGAAAGUUAGUGUUAAUUACAUCAGUGUACAAAAUAUCAUUUGAGCAUCAUUGUUGUAAUAUGGUUAUUUAUGAAAGCUAACACAUAUCUUUUAUUCAUGAAAACACUGUUGCCAUUUCACAUAUCAGCAUUUAGGGUAAUAACUUUUCAGUAGAUUUUGAUACAGCUGCUUCACUGUUUCAUUUCAUUUCAGUGUAAAUGAGUAGAAUGUAUUGCUUUUUACAAAUUUACACAGCUCUGUAUCAUAUGAUAUAAAGACAAACACUUACUCCUCUGUACAAAAGAUAGAUUAACAUGUAAAAAAAAAAAAAAUAAUAAUAAUUUUGUAUGACGAUCUUAAAAAGUAUUGGGAAAUAUGACACACACAAACACAUAUAUACCCCCCUCCACAAACACACAACACACACACACACACACACACACACACACACACACACACACACACACACACACACACACACACACACACACACACA